AUGGCUGCUAUGUCCGUCAUUGGAAUAGACUUUGGUAACGAUAGCUGUUAUGUUGCCGUUGCCAGAGCCGGUGGUAUUGAAACAAUUGCUAAUGAUUACAGCUUGAGGGGCACGCCAUCAUGCGUGGCAUUCAGCGAGAAAAAUCGUAUCCUCGGUGUUGCUGCUAAGAAUCAAAUGAUAACUAAUAUGAAGAAUACGAUUUAUGGAUUCAAAAGGCUGUUGGGAAGAAAGCACAAUGACCCUCAAGUUCAACAGGAACUCAGACACCUUAAUUAUCAAACUACUGAACAGCCUGAUGGAGGAAUCGGCAUUCGAGUAAAAUAUCUGAGAGAGGAACAUGUCUUUACACCAGAACAGAUCACGGCAAUGUUGUUCACUAAAUUGAAGGAAAUAUCAGAAAAUGCUCUCCAGACAUCCGUCAAUGAUUGUGUAAUCUCGGUCCCUUCGUAUUUUACUCAGGCUGAACGUCAUGCUCUUUUGGACGCUGCGCGUAUUGCUGGACUAAAUGUUUUGCGUUUGUUCAAUGAAACAACUGCUACUGCAUUAUGUUAUGGUAUUUACAAGCAAGAUUUACCAACACCAGAAACUCCACCACGAAACGUCGUGUUUGUUGACUGUGGUUACGCUAGUUUACAAGUCAGCGUUUGUGCAUUUAACAAAGGCAAACUCAAGAUGCUGGCUUGCUGCUCAGACAGCAAUUGUGGAGGCAGAGAUAUUGACCGUAUUCUUGCUAAUCAUUUCUGCAAAGACUUCCAAGCUCGUUACAAUAUUGAUCCAUUAAAUAAUCCCAAGGCUUACAUUCGAUUACUUGCUGAAGUUGAAAAAUUGAAAAAACAAAUGUCGGCUAACUCAACAAAACUUCCGAUUAACAUUGAAUGUUUUAUGGAUGAAAAAGAUGUACAUGGUGACAUGAAACGUGAGGACAUGGAAACUAUUUGUCAUCAUCUCUUCAAGCGUGUUGAAGCAGUAUUGAAAAAGACUCUUCAAGACUCUGGAUUAAAAACUGACGAGAUUCAUUCUGUGGAAAUAGCUGGAGGAUCUAGUAGAAUUCCUGCUCUUAAACGAUUGGUAGAAGAGGUAUUUGGCAAGUCAGCUUCAACAACAUUGAAUCAAGAUGAAGCUGUUGCUCGUGGUUGUGCACUUCAGUGUGCUAUGCUAAGUCCAGCUGUACGAGUACGUGAUUUUUCUGUCACUGACAUUCAACCGUAUCCAAUUAAAUUGUCAUGGGACCCAGUAGACGGCGAGCAAGGAGAGGUUGAAAUAUUUUCAUACAAUCAUCAAUUCCCAUUUUCCAAGUAUUUGACGCUUAAACGUGAUCAUCCAUUUACUUUGACUGCCAGUUAUGACACACCGAUUUCUACAUAUCCAACUACUCAUAUUGGUACUUUUCAUAUUAAGAAUGUAAAACCUACGCCUGAAGGAGAACCGUCCAAAGUUAAAAUAAAGGUACGAUUGAAUUUGAACGGUAUACUGACAAUUGCAUCAGCAUCUAUGACUGAGAAACGUGAAUUAACACAAGAAGAAAAAGAGGAAGAAGAAAAACAACAGCAACAGCAGCAACAGCAACAGCAACAGCAACCCAACAUGGAGACAGAUCCAACACCACCACAGCAAGAUAAACCUGAUCAGGAAGCUCAGGCUAAUGAACCACCAGCACCAGAGGUUAGCGCAGAAAAGGGACGGCGGGACUCAGAUGCUGAUGAUGAUGAUGAUGGAAGAAAUACAAAGUCUGCACCGUCCUAUUCCUCGAGGAUACGCUCUUGGUUCAGCUCGGGUGAUGAUAAGGCUGAUGACAAAGGUAAAAAAAAAGUACCAGUUCGUUCAAUAGAUCUUCCUAUUGAAAUUAAUGCUGGAGGACUUCCUCAGCACGAAUUAGAUAUGGCUAUGGAAAAAGAGGGUAAAAUGGUCGCUGAAGACAAGCAAGAAAAAGAAAGAAUUGACGCUAAAAAUGCUUUGGAAGAGUAUGUCUAUGAUUUAAGAUCAAAAAUUUCUGAUGAAGAUCAAUUAGGACAUUUCAUUACGGAUAAUGACAGACAAGCUCUCAGUAAAGUUCUUGAUGAAGUUGAGGAUUGGUUAUAUGGUGACGGCGAAGAGUGUAAUAGACAAGUUUAUGUUGAUCGACUAGCUUCGUUGAAGGCUCAAGGAGAACCAAUUAAAGAGAAAAAACGAGAAUAUGAAGGAAGAAAAGUAGCUGUUAAUGAUUUAGCUGGUGCUCUACAAAUCGCUAAAAAAACCUAUGAUAAUAUUAAAGUAUCGUUAGGAAAAGAUGAUAAAUAUUCUCAUUUGACUGACGAGGAGCUCAAACAAGCCGCUAAAACGAUACAGGAUAAAUGGACGUGGUUAGAAGAAGCUCGUGUCGUUAUCGCAGGUACACCACUUACACAAACAUGCAGUAUCACUGUAGCACAAAUUCAUGCUGAAAAACAGGCGUUAGAUACAAUUGUACAAUCAGUUCUCAACAAACCAAAGCCUAAAGUGGAGCCACCAAAAAACGAUAAAUCGAAAGAAAAAACCACCGAGGAACAAAAAAAUCAUCAAAAUGCCCAAGGUGAUGGUCCUAAUCAGAAUAAUCAACAACAACCACCCGCAAAAGAUGAAAAAAUGGAUGUCGAGUAA
Molecule: messenger RNA, 2616 nt
Organism: Cotesia congregata
Lineage: Eukaryota; Metazoa; Arthropoda; Insecta; Hymenoptera; Braconidae
Source: the annotation of a GenBank genome assembly